GGGAACUACGUAACCCAACAUGCUAGCUGAAAUUUCCAACAUCUGUGUACAUUAGUUUUUAAUCAAUUCUUUUUAUUUAUAAUGCUCAUAUUAUGUAAGUGCGUACAACCCAGUUCUUUUCACAUAAUUAGAAUUUGAAGGACCAUACUUUCGAAAUAGGAAAUAGACAGUCUAAUGUCUAACUGUGGCCUUCCUCCUGUUUUUGCUGAUGAGGACUUGUCGAAGGAGAGCAGCGACAUGGUCAUAGGAGCAGGGUCGCAGUCCUCUGAGCGCUCAUUUAGUGGUGCAGGCUCUCAUGCAUCUGGCAAUACUGAGUAUUCUGAGGAUAUCUCACACAUCCAGUUGCCACAGGAAGAAUCGCCCAACAUGGCUGAAACCAGUGAGCACAGACCUGAUGAGGAGAGAAGAAUGCAGAGAAGUAGACGAGGAGGCUGGUCCAAAGGAAGAAAGAGAAAGAAGGUUCCUCGGGACAGAAAUGCUCCCAAACCACCACUUACUGGUUAUGUACGGUUCAUGAAUGAGCGCAGGGAACAGAUUCGAGCAGAAAGACCAGACGUGCCAUUUCCGGAAAUCACCAGGAUGCUGGGAAGUGAAUGGAGCAAACUGCCUACAGAAGAUAAACAGCACUACUUGGAUGAAGCAGAGAGAGAUAAAGAACGAUAUGUGAAAGAGUUGGAGCAGUACCAGAAGACAGAGGCUUACAAGCUAUUUAACAGAAAAUCACAAGACAGACAAAAAGGCAAACGGCACCGGCAAGAUGGAAUACACAGUGCCAGUGAUCAUGAGAAAGAAGCCGAUGGGAAGGAGAAGACUGUAUUUGACAUUCCAAUCUUUACAGAAGAGUUUCUUAACCACAGUAAAGCCCGGGAGGCAGAAUUGAGACAGCUGCGGAAAACCAAUAUGGAGUAUGAGGAACGUAAUGCAGCCCUCCAGAAGCAUGUAGAAAGCAUGAGAACUGCAGUAGAGAAGCUGGAGGUAGACAUGAUGCAGGAACGUAACAGAAAUGCUCUUCUACAACAGCACUUGGAGACUGUGCGGCAGGCCCUGGCUAGCAGUUUCUUGAACAUUCCCCUCCCAGGGACUGGAGAGACCCCAACAGUGGAAAGCAUUGACUCUUACAUGGGGAAGCUGCAUAAUAUUAUCCUCGCAAGUCCACAGGAGAAUGAAAGUCUGAUUGCAGUUGUACGUGAUGUUGUAAACCAUCUAAACCGAUAAUGAGAUGCCACUGUGCUGCUGCAUUAGAAAGAGAUCUUUUAAGGAAUGAAUGAAGAAGUCCAAGAAAUCAGCAUGAAGAGAAGCUGGAAUUAGCAAGUUUGUCCAUAUUGUGAAGCAGUGUCAUUUUAGGAUCCAUUUAAGUUCUCUGAUUAAUGUAUUUUAUUUUAAAUUUUAGUGUUUCCAUAUCACUACUAGAUCUCGACUGUACUUUAUUGUUCGAUUUGAGACUUGUCAUCUUAACUUUUACAUUUUUGUGAAUAGGAAGAGCACAGAUAAAACUGACUGCACCUGUUCCCUAAUUAGCAGAGAAACUGCAGCUGUUAACUUCAUUAGUUUAAAAAAUCUAUGCAGCAGAUAUGUUUCCAUCAGCUGUUAAAAUAUGUGUAGUUAGUAAUCCAAAAAUAUUAAAUGCAUUUCACAUUAAGUUGUUUAAAGCUGUCAAGAAAGAAAGCCCUAUAGAACAGUUCUUAAUUGACCGAUGCUUAAAAUAUUAUGAGUAAUUAUUGCCAUACAUUAUAUUAGUUUCUAAGAUGAAAUCCUGACAGGAGUGUUCUAACAUGAGUAAUUAAUGUUUUUGUAUGAUUAAAUGAUAAUUAAAAGAAUGGAUUAUCUGUGA
Messenger RNA from Protopterus annectens (West African lungfish), 1831 nucleotides. RefSeq names its product high mobility group 20A (gene HMG20A). Gene Ontology annotation, biological process: regulation of gene expression. Lineage: Eukaryota; Metazoa; Chordata; Ceratodontiformes; Protopteridae. The transcript has 10 exons. Gene Ontology annotation, cellular component: nucleus. The record is from RefSeq and is a predicted model, not a curated record. Bases 175 to 1215 code for a protein of 346 amino acids.